AUCAAUUAACAAACCUCGCUGUUGUGUGUUCUCUCUCUGGCACGGAUUUGGUGACAAUUCAGUACCUUCUCUUUUAGAAUAAAGUAUCCGUCUUCACGUGCAAAGUGCAACCGAAAAAGAAAAAGAGAGCUUCAAUACAUGGCAUCGACGCCAACAUAUCACAGAAAUGAAGAGACUGAAUUUUUAAUACAAAAUGAAGGAACAAUUGCAUCUAGACUGAGAUCCAGUUUCAAAGUUGAAGAUGUCAAGACAUACCAAACUACACGAGAAAUUGAAGGUAAGCCAAGUCGAUUAUCAAAGCAUAAGAAAGAAAAAGGCAUUAGUAAUUCUUUGACUGAGAAGAUGGGCGAACUCCCAACUGAAAUGGUUAGCAAGAAGAGUAGUGAUUCUACACCUAAGAUUAAGAGGGUCGAAGAACUCAAAGAUUUAGCAUCUUCAAAGAAUGAGGUGGUUAUUAAGGGCAAGGUUUCUCAACUCAAUUCAAAGAAACAGGCAGAACUUGGGAAAAUAGAGAGUUCUGUGGUCAAAACCGAUGGAUCCUUUCCUUAUAAUGAUGAGAAGGGAAAGGAGAUAGAGAAAGCUAAACUUUCAGAGAAACAUGAUAAUAAGAAAUCAAUAAAUGAACGCCCCGUAUUCUAUAUUCGAUGGAAAGGCUUGGAAAACACAAGUGCGUGUUGGAAAUGUGCGCUGUGUGAGAAAGAUAUGGCAUAUUUAGCAAAUGAAGAGGAACCGGAGCAUUCAAAUCAACUUGAAGAAAAUGAUCAGCUGCAAUAUUAUUUAUUCUCCUCCCAUAGGAGAGAAGAAUUGCGUACCCUUUUACCAGAAGCUGCUGUUCUUCCAUGUAGUCAUGUUUUCCACGGCUCAUGCUUAUCUGAGUUGCAGCUAACUAAUCUCACUGAUCCUUCGUGCCCUUUAUGUGAUAUGUCUUAGCAUGUUCUGAACUUGAUCCUUCACUUCUCGUCCCACUUAGUUUAACAUUUUUUUUGUUACUAUUGUUUGGAAUAUUAAGAAACAAUUUUUUGAUCUUAUACGUACGAUCAUUGAAUGUUUAAUUAAUUAAGGAUUAUUUGUGCACAUGUUCUUAUCUUGUUCAAGCGACGUGAAUUAAACCAAGAGGUCAAUAACAAUUUUUUUUUUGUCACAAUAGUUGACCGUACAAUGGGGUUGCAGAUAGAGAACGUACAAUGGGGUUGCAGAUAGAGAAAUAUAUGAUCAGUGUCCAAUUUGGUUGAAAUGUCUAGAUGCUAGCCUUUUUUUUCUUCUUAAUUGUGUGUUGGAACAGCCCCAGUUCAUGGUAUUUGUAAAGGAACAUUGGGAAAACUUUAAGGUGGGAGGUUGGAAGUCCUUUGCAUUAAAAGAAAAAUUCAAAAUGUUAAAAGAAAAAACUAAGGUGUGGUAUAAAGAGACCUUCGGCUUCAUGGAUUAAUUUGUCAAUU
This is a messenger RNA of Cicer arietinum (chickpea), 1436 nucleotides long. RefSeq lists its product as uncharacterized. NCBI's taxonomy places the organism in Eukaryota, Viridiplantae, Streptophyta, Magnoliopsida, Fabales, Fabaceae. The record is from RefSeq and is a predicted model, not a curated record.